Biomphalaria glabrata is the source of this 3588-nucleotide messenger RNA. RefSeq names its product transcription initiation factor TFIID subunit 6-like. Gene Ontology annotation, cellular component: SLIK (SAGA-like) complex; transcription factor TFIID complex; SAGA complex. Gene Ontology annotation, molecular function: protein heterodimerization activity; RNA polymerase II general transcription initiation factor activity; transcription coactivator activity. Gene Ontology annotation, biological process: RNA polymerase II preinitiation complex assembly; transcription initiation at RNA polymerase II promoter. NCBI's taxonomy places the organism in Eukaryota, Metazoa, Mollusca, Gastropoda, Planorbidae. The transcript has 12 exons. Bases 156 to 1985 code for a protein of 609 amino acids. The record is from RefSeq and is a predicted model, not a curated record.
UCAGUAAAUAAACGUAAAAAAAACAUAAGUUGACAGCAUAAGAGCAAAAAACUCUUUUAAAAAAAGUUAUUAAAAGCUCAAUAUAGAUAAAGGGAGAUCAAUAUGCUUGAAAACAACAUGGUGGCCGGUAUACUCCGGUAUAGUGAUCAUAUAGAAUGACAUCUGAAAGUCAUGUGGGCUCUGUUUUGUCAUCUAAAUCAAUUAAAAUAAUUGCUGAGUCAAUUGGAAUCUCUGGUUUAGCAGAUGAAGCAGCUUCGUUUCUUGCUGAAGACAUAACAUACAGACUUAAACUAAUUGUUCAGGAAGCUGAAAAAUUGCGCCAGCAUAACAAAAGAUUGAAAUUAACUUGCACAGAUUUUGACCAGGCUCUGCAGAUGAAAAAUGUUGAGCCUGUUUAUGGGCAUACAAAUAAAGAUGGAUACAUACCAUUUAGACAUGCUUCAGGUGGUGGACAUGAAAUAUUCUUCACUGAAGAAAAAGAAGUUGAUCUUCAUGCUGUUGUUGGUGAUCCACUGCCUAAAAUUCCCUCAGAUGUCACCUUAAAAGCUCAUUGGCUUGCAAUAGAUGGUGUUCAACCAGCAUUACCUGAAAAUCCACCUCCAUACACCAAAGAUCUUCAAAAGCAAGAAAUUUUUGACACCAAUCUAAAAGUCACUGCCAACAGAGCUGCCAAAGCUUCUCACAUAGAAGGCAACAAACAUAAGCAUUACCAUAAACAUAAAGAGGCUGUUAUGUUGAAGAAUUUAGCCACCCAUGAACUUUCUGUGGAGCAACAAUUUUAUUACAAGGAAAUAACAGAGAGCUGUGUUGGGCCAGAUGAGCAGAAACGAUCUGAGGCUUUACAAAGUUUGCAGUUUGACCCAGGCCUUCAUCAGAUGCUUCCAAGAUUUGUAGCCUUUGCAUCUGAAGGUGUCAAAAUUAACGCAGUUCAAAAUAAUUUAGCUUUGUUGAUCUAUUUGAUGAGGAUGGUUAAAUCUUUGCUGGACAAUCAAACAAUUUAUUUAGACAAAUAUCUGCAUGACCUACUACCCACUGUUAUGACAUGUGUUGUAAGUCGUCAGCUGUGUCUCAGGCCAGAUAUGGACAACCAUUGGGCAUUACGAGAUUUUGCAGCACGUUUAGUGGCACAGAUUUGUAGAAACUAUAGCAAUAAUACCAAUAAUAUACAAGCCAGAGUAACCAAAAAGUUUAGUAAAGCUAUUCAAACUGAAAAUGCUGCCUUAGCUACACAGUAUGGAGCUCUUGCUGGAUUGGGUGAACUAGGACCAGAGGUCAUCAAGUCCUGUUUACUUCCUUACAUCUGCAUUCUUGGGGAGAGAAUGAAAGGAGUUCAUGAAGGCACAGCAUUAAACAGUGUAGAUAAAAUUGCAGUUGAACAUAUAAAAAGACAGCUUCUGAAAUAUUUGCCCCCUGUGCUGAAAUCCUUCCAUAACAGCACUGAAACAGUGGAUGAGUUUAAUGUUGCCUACGGCUACUUGGGUCCCUUGCUCUACUCCAUGUUCUCUCAAAAAGAAAAAAGUUUGUCUAGCACGACAUCCUCAGUUCACCCCCUGACUACCUCAAGAUCUUCAUUACAACUAACUCAGAGACCUCCACAGAUCGUCAUCCAGCAACCUAGUACCCCAGUGCCAUUAUUAUCAUCUCCAUUUCUGAAUCCUUCUCCAUCUAUUACACCACUUAACUCACGUCCAUUAUCUUCUUUACCAUCCACACCUACAGGUGUCUCUGGUCAAAAGUUUGUCAUAGUGUCCCAAGCCAGGCCUUCAACUCCUAUAACACCUCAAACACCAAGUACUCCCCUUGUUAAACUGGUCACUACACAACAGCCAUCUUUAUCUACCAACAAUUCAACGGGACCACCAAAAAUUGUGGUCAUUCAGGGGGCACCAAAAGCAGAAGAUAAUUCAGGAAAUAGGACAUUAUUGAGUGGAAGUACAACAGUCCAGCAGUCAGGCAAUAAUAUCAGUGGCAAUGAUACUUUGUAACAGUACCAUUGGGUCUUUUUCUUUUCUUGUUUGCUUGCCUACUAAGUUGAGACUAGUAAAUACUAAAUUGCUUACCACUGUGUGUAUUAAUGGUUACCAUUUUACUAAGGGGAAUUAACAUACAUUUGUGUUUUAUUUUUCAUAAUUUGCAAAAGUAGACAUUUAAAAUAAAAAAAGCAUGAUCACAGUAAAAUUAUUUCAAAAUUGUUUUUAUUUGUUAAAUCUAAUACUGUUAAUAUAGACAAAUUGAUUUGCAAAAUGUAUUUGUCAUAAUUUUGUAUAUACAUUUAAAAGCAAAAUAGCAAAAUGAGUUUGUGUUUUCUCAUAAACUCUUGGGUCUGUUUAGUACAUUGUCAAUCCAAAAGUAGUACAAUCAGAAAAUUACAAAUACCAAUGACAACAACUUCCUCCAUAUAAAAUGUACAUUGAAAUAACAUGAUUGCCAGCAAUCACAUCAAAUCCAAAGUGAAGAUAAUGCAUGACAUCCAACUUUUCCCCCACUUAAAUUAUGAUGUAAACUGAGAUGGACAAAGUGACUAUACUCUUUGGCAAUGGUCAUUUAUUUACAAACUAUAAAUAAUUUUCCUACUACAUCAUUAAAAAAAAAAAGCAUCUGUAUACUGGUACCAGUACUUGUACUUAUUUUUUUUAGCAUACUUUAAGUAGCUAAGGUACCUAACAACACAAAUAUACAUAUAUUUAUUAAAACUAUAUUUUUAAUACAUUUUUAACAAAUAAUGAAACUUUUUUUUUUUUUUACAUUUAUUUAUAGUUACCAUCUUCAUUUUUAUAAACUCCCAUCUUAUUAGAGUUGUCAUAGUAUACUUUUAAGUCUUGUUUUAAAAUGGUUUAUAUUUUUAAUUUUAAAUAAAAAGGUUACAUUCAGAAGGCCAAAGGGGCUGUACAUUCUACAGAACAUGGUUGAAAAGGAUUUUUAAUAACACUUUUAGUUUUGACAAUGUGAAAGACAAACUCUUGAAUUAAAUAUUUCUUGGCUUACAUUUUUUUUUACUACUACAUAUAGAAUAUUGCACAGUUAAAAAAAAAGAAGUCUUGGAGAUAUAAACUACAGAAAUGUUUAUAUAUUUGAAAAGUGGGCUACACUAUUGUUCACAUUUUCUAUAUUCAAUUGACUGGUCUUGACAGUAAGUUUCCAUUGACUCACUUUCAAAAAUACUGCUUAGCGUGUUGACAUUUUAUAGCUCCCAAGCACAUAUUGAUACACAAAGUAUGUUCAUGAUCAUGACUAAAACAAAAAUUAUGGAAAGACAUUUUUUUUCCUUACAAAAAUCAGGAAGUAAGAUACAUUUUUUUUUCCUUACAAAAAUCAGGAAGUAAGAUACAUUUUUUUUUCACUUAAAAAAACUUAUAGCCAAACUUUAGGGUGUGCUUUAUCUAAUGGUUUUUAGUAACAAGAAAUUAUUAUAUGCAUAUACAAGAUACAAAAAUGUAUUUCAUGGUAAAAAUAAUUUUUCUUUAAGGCAAUAAAUGAAAAGAAAUGAUAGUGUAAAAUAAGGUUAUAUCUGCUCUAUGUAUUUCUAACAGUUUAAUGAUUUUUAUUGUAUAAAACUGUAUGCAAAAUAAAAAUUUAUGAAUCUCUUGG